GCCCUGAAUCUUCCCACCCCUAGAAGCCAUUGUCCCCCACAGAUGCUCUCCUGACAGCUGACCCUGAGUAAUGAGGGCUAAUGCACUCAUCUACAAAACAGAAACAGACUCACAGAUAUGCUGGAGCCCUGCAGGGCUGUCACCUCACCCUGGAGACCUGCAGCUGAACAAAGACAACUCAAAUCAAGAGAUCUGGUGGGAAAAGAACAAUAGAGGAAAUGUAUAAAUGUUACCAUCUUGAGAUUUUCAAGCAGUAACACCACCCGCCUCAGAAGGGGUCACCCUGUGGCCCACGUGCUCCCCCUGCCAGCCUCGCCCCUGCCUUCAGUCAGUCUGUCCUGUGUUCCCUCGGCGCCAGACCAGGCCCCAUGCUGCUCUGGACGGCUGUGCUGCUCUCGGUUCCCUGCGUUGGGGAAACAGCCUGGCUGAAACUCCAAGUCUCACCAAACCCCGUGUUUGAAGGAGAUGUCCUGACUCUGCAAUGCUGGGGAGGGAGGAACGCAGCCCUGUCCCAGGUGCAUUUCUUCAGGGAUGGAAAACUCUUCCAUUUCUCUAAAGACAACCAGCCUCUGUCCAUGGGGACGGCAACAGUGAAGAGCAGUGGCCGGUACAGCUGUGCUGGGCAGGUGACCUCCGGCCGACAUGUGAACAAUCGGACCUCAGGGACUGUCAUGGUCCAAGUCCAAGAACUGUUUCCACCUCCUGUGCUGAGCGCCAUCCCCUCUCAUGAGCCUUGUGAGGGGAGCCCCGUGACCCUGAGAUGCCAGACGAAGCUACACCCCAAGAGGUUGGCCUCGGGGCUCCUCCUCUCCUUCCACAAGGAGGACCACACUCUGCAGGACAGGGGCCUCCACCCAGAACUCAGCAUCCCAGCAGCCCAGGAAGGGGACUCCGGGCGUUACUGGUGCGAGGCGGCCCCUGAGGGUGGCAGGGUCCAGAAACAGAGCCCCUGGCUGGAGAUCAGGGUGUGGGCUCCUGUGUCCAGUCCUCUGCUCACCCUGAGACCCAGGCCCACUGGCCUCACUGUGGGGUACGGGGUGGAGCUCCUCUGUGAGGCCCAGAGGGGCUCCCCUCCCAUCCUGUACUCAUUCUACCUCAAUGGGGAGAUGCUGGGGAAUCCCAUGGCCCUCCGUGGAGGAGCCGCCUCCUUCCUCUUCCUGGUGAAGUCAGAGCAGGAUGCUGGGAACUACACCUGCAAAGCCGAGAACAGAGUCUCCGAAGAGACAAGCAAGCCUGAGACCCUCUCCGUGGAUGGUCCUCGGGUCUUGUCUGCCCCCACCAGCACCAGGAACUGGCUGCUUCCUUGGCUGCCUGCAAGCCUGCUUGGUGGGACAGUCAUUGCCGCUGCACUUCUGGGGUAUUUCAGACCCUGGAGGAAAAACGCUCAUUUCCAGAAUGGGGAGGAUGCAGGGGUUGUCUAUGCUGCAGUACGUACAACCCCAAAGAAGAGCGAAGCCAAGCCUGCAGAGUCAUCCCAGCAGGAAGAGGACUUCUCUGUCAUCUACGCUGAGGUGAGAUGCCCGCAGCUCAGCGAGGUUCCAGCCCAGGGGCUAAACAGAAGCAGCAGGACCCACCAAGAUCCCACUGGUGACCACGAGGAGGUCCUCCGCCAGUGACAGCGUCCCCGCAACAGACACACACCCCCACAGCCUCCAGCGCCACCCGAAGGUCGGGGGGCCCAGCCUCUUCUGUGGGCCCUCCGAGCCCAGCAGCCAGUAGCCCUGUUGGUGGAAGGCAUCAGAAAACUCAGUUACCCUUGCAUGCUUCAAAGGACACAUGGCUGUAGAAUCUGGUCUUAAAGGUGUAUCAGUUUGUCUCAUGUGGUCCAUCAAUAGUGACCGUGGGCACUGCUGUAGUUAGUUCAGUCUGGGUUAUUCGAGGAGUAUGGACUCCCUGUGGCCCAGGCUGGUGAUGAGAGAGAUGAGGAGGACGAGGAAGAGGCAGGGAUGGGGCAGGAGAAGGGAAGUGAGUCCCAGUCCAGCCCACAGCCAGAGUUGUCCUUGAAGAAUUAGGUAUACACUUGCUCCUGCGAGGCUCUGGCCCCGUCUUUGCAGGCCCCUGCACUGGACUCACAGAGAGCGAGGUCCAAGUUGCAGACACUGGGCUGCACCAGACCCCACCCACCUCCUCCAGGCAAGAAGUCAGCGAUCAGAGAGCUCCUGGCCCCUCAGAGCUGCAAACAUCUUGCAUUUCCCCUUGAGCUUAUUAGAAAUGCAGACCCCAGAACUGCUUAAUCAGAAUCUGCAUUCAAUAAGAUCUUCAGGCAAUUUGUAUGUGCAUUAAAGUUUUAAGAUCCUGGUCUACCUCCAAAAUACAGACAUCUUGAAGUAAAUCUUAGGAGCUUAAUUGCCUGUGGAUCUGCUCCGGGUGAAGACAGGGGAUGAGGAACCCAUGCUAGCCUCUUUUUCCACACUUCUCUUCUCCCUUUUCUCCCUUCCCCUUUUCCAUCCCAACCUUUCCUCUUUCUUAUCCUCUCUCAUCACCAAUCCAUCCGCAGCCAGAAGACACCGGGGUCCCCUCCCCUUUGCCUCCUGGACUCUGCUGGGAUGACUGAGGGGGGCACAGGCCAUCUAGAAGCGCAGUGUCCCCACUGGUCAGUCAGGAAGCACCCCUAGAACCCACGCCUUUGCCACGCCCUCUGUAAAUGAGUCGCCCCCUUGAAAAGAGUCAAAAUGGAGACGAGACAGCUCAUGAAGGGAACACUGAUGACGGGGACCAGGAAGGAGCCAGCCCUCCAGUCGUCCCCACAGACCCCCUCCUUCCUGAGCCUUCAUGCCUCCUUCAUCCCUGCCCCUACACCCCUACACUCAACACGUGGUCCCCGCACAGGGGCUGUCUGUGAGCUGUAUUCACCAGUCCACAUGUAACAGGCAGAGCAACUGAAAGCAAGAAUUUAGGAACUUUUAUAGCAAUCUGACAGAAUAACUGUGUGUGUGUUUAACAUAAUCAUAAAAAUUAGGACUUGUAUUUUAUAUAUCUUUUAAUUUUCUUUAGUAAUUUGCUUUUAUAUUAUAG
Messenger RNA from Camelus dromedarius (Arabian camel), 3015 nucleotides. Its product is annotated as Fc receptor-like protein 6. Gene Ontology annotation, cellular component: plasma membrane. The transcript is spliced from 11 exons. Lineage: Eukaryota; Metazoa; Chordata; Mammalia; Artiodactyla; Camelidae. Gene Ontology annotation, biological process: cell surface receptor signaling pathway. The coding region runs from base 369 to 1616 and encodes 415 amino acids. The record is from RefSeq and is a predicted model, not a curated record. Gene Ontology annotation, molecular function: transmembrane signaling receptor activity.